AUGGAGACAUUAUACCACAUUCUUGGCUUGGAGUGGUUAGAUGGCAGGAGCAUUUUAAUGUUUUUUUGUAUUUUUCUGCUUUUGACUGACAUUUUGAAGACCAGAGUGCCAAAAAACUUUCCUCCCGGACCGUGGGCUCUUCCUUUUUUCGGCGAUGUUCAUCGCAUCAGACCUGACAGAAUUCACCUGCAGUUUAGAGAGUUUGCAGAGAAGUAUGGAAAAAUCUUCACCCUUCGACUCUUUGGUCAAAGAACUGUGGUCAUUAAUAGCUACAAGUUUGUGAAAGAAGCCCUGGUCCAGCGAGGAGAAGACUUCAUAGAUCGUCCCAGCAUACCAUCAUUUAUAGAUUUAUUUGGGAAUAAAGGUCUUGUGCGUUCAAAUGGUUAUCUGUGGAAGCAGCAGAGAAGAUUUGCUCUUCAUACGCUCAGAAACUUUGGUCUGGGCAAGAAGACCCUGGAGUUAUACAUCCAGCAGGAGUGCCAGUAUAUCUCAGAAGCUUUCACAGAACACCAAGGAAAGCCCUUUAAUGCCCAGCCACUGAUAAACAACGCUGUGUCAAACAUCAUCUGCUGUUUGGUGUUUGGGAAUCGAUUUGAUUACACUGACAAGCAGUACCAGUCCAUUAUUGGUAACUUCAGUGAAAUUUUGAGCUUACAGGGAACCACGUCAACACAGAUGUAUAACACAAUGCCCUGGCUGAUGAAGUGGCUGCCUGGACCUCAUAAGAAGAUGUUCACUAUGGUACAACAGAUAAAUGACUUCAUAGAAAUCAGUAUCAAAGAACACAAAGAAAACCUUAACCCAGCAUUACCAAGAGACUAUAUUGAUGCCUUUCUGAUAGAGAUGGGAAAGAAUGAGGACAAAGAUUCAAGUUUUGCUCUCAGCAGCUUAUUUGCUUGCACCAUGGACCUGUUUUUUGCUGGAACUGAAACUACUACCACAACUUUGUACUGGGGGCUGCUUUACAUGAUCUAUUACCCUGACAUACAAGAGAGAGUCCAGGCUGAGAUCGAUGCUGUGGUCGGUUCAUCCAGACAGCCCUCUAUGAGUGACAGAGAAAACAUGCCCUAUACUGAUGCUGUUAUUCAUGAGAUACAGAGAAUGGCCAACAUCAUCCCCCUCAACGUGGCUCGUAUGGCAACCAAGGACACUACAGUGGAUAAGUACACGAUCCCUAAGGGCACCAUGAUCCUGGCUACCCUGGACUCAGUCCUACGUGAUGAGUCGAUGUGGGAAACUCCGCAUUCUUUCAACCCUCAACACUUUCUGGACAGGGAUGGUAAAUUUCGCAAGAGAGACGCCUUCCUUCCAUUUUCUGCAGGUAAGCGUGUGUGUCUUGGAGAACAGCUGGCCCGGAUGGAGUUAUUUUUGUUUUUCACCUCCAUCCUUCAAAGGUUCUCUCUGUCACCACCUGCUGGAGAGCAGCCCAGUCUGGAGUUUCAGAUGGGAGGCACACGCCGUCCCAAACCUUACCGCCUCUGUGCUGUAACACGUUAAUCCAUCAACUAUCUUAACUUGAUGGUGUCUUUUUCUCGGCACAAUGAAUAACUGUCUUCCAUCAGCUCCUCCAGGGGGACACCAAAAAUUUGUAAAAAAUUCAGGAGAAAAGGAUAAAUUACAUUAUUUCACCACAUUCCAAUCAUGUGCAACUGAUGUACACAAUAAAAUCAAAUAAAUUCAAAUGACUUAUUUUUUUCAGUGUGAGGUUUUGGAAAUACAUCAGAAUAACAUAGACGCUGGUUUUUGUGAAGGCUGUUUGGAUUGAGGGUAACAAACUUUGAAGGUGUUCUGCACAGAAAUUGCACC
Molecule: messenger RNA, 1806 nt
Organism: Archocentrus centrarchus (flier cichlid)
Lineage: Eukaryota; Metazoa; Chordata; Actinopteri; Cichliformes; Cichlidae
Product: cytochrome P450 2J2-like
Exons: 9
Coding region: 1-1497 (498 amino acids)
Biological process (GO): xenobiotic metabolic process
Cellular component (GO): cytoplasm; intracellular membrane-bounded organelle
Molecular function (GO): iron ion binding; oxidoreductase activity, acting on paired donors, with incorporation or reduction of molecular oxygen, reduced flavin or flavoprotein as one donor, and incorporation of one atom of oxygen; heme binding
Source: RefSeq, a predicted model, not a curated record